UGUGCGUAUGUUUUGGUGUAUUUAAAGAUGGCUGAUCUCUUGCCGUGUUGUCGUUACGGUGGUCGCUGGUGAGGGACAAACACGGGCGCAGCACAGACAACAACAACAGCAAUAAGCGCCGAGGUGCACCCCACGACGCAAGCAAACUUUUUGUUUGUUGUGUGUGGACGGGUGUGGGUGAAAUUCCUUGAGAAGAAACCGAAAGUCUGUGGCAAGCCUGGCAGGUGACUCUUUCAGAGCCGCCACCACCUUCUCUGAGGUGGUGGCGCCGUUGAAGGACUUCACCAACCCUUAAUUCGUCUCAUAAUCCCCAUCUCUCUCCACAUAUAUAUAUAUAUAUAUAUAUCUUAUAUAUAUACAGUCAAAGGAAAAUACCAGCGGAUGAGGAGCGGUGGUGGCGUCGGCGGCGGCGGCAUGUUUCUUCCUCUUCAACACCGACCUCUGGGUUCAUGGCAUCAAGUGAAACUUUAUAACGCCUGCAAAGCCAAUUUAGAAUUUAUACAACGAUUGAAAUUGGAAAGAAAACUUGAAUUUCACAGUGGCUGUGUAAACACGAUAUGUUGGAAUGAUACUGGACAAUAUAUUCUGUCAGGUUCCGAUGAUCAAUAUUUGGUUGUUACCAAUCCCUUUGAUGGCAAAAAAGUGGCAUCCAUCCGAUCAGGUCACCGAGCCAACAUCUUUAGUGCAAAGUUUUUACCAAAUUCUCAAGACAAAGAGGUGAUCUCUUGUUCGGGUGAUGGGAAAAUAUUCUACACCCAUGUCGACCGAGAAGACACUUAUGGCACCCAUUGCUUUGACUGUCACUUUGGUACCACUUAUGAGGUUGUGGUUGUACCCAAUGAAGCUUCCACCUUCCUCUCUUGUGGAGAAGACUGCACUGUUCGAUGGUUUGAUCUCCGUAUGAAAAACAAGUGCCAUAAAGAUGAUUGCCGAGAUGAUGUUAUGUUAUUUUGUCAACGUGCUGUAACAUCAAUGGCUAUCAACCCGAUGGUCCCUUAUGAGCUGGGUAUAGCCUUGUCUGAUAGCACAGUGCUGAUGUUUGACCGCAGGAUGUUGGGAACCAGAGCUACCGGAAACUACACAAACAAAUUCACCACGGGGUUAACCUGUAGGUUCUCAGCUUCUACCCUGAAAAACCGAAACUAUCGCAUCACCUCCCUCUGUUACAGUCCGGACGGCAAGGAGAUGCUUGUUAGUUAUUCCUCUGAGUACAUUUAUUUAUUCAAGACUAGGGGUGAUGAAGGGAGAAGUACUUGUUUGAUGUCCGAAGGUCUCUCCUGUGACAACGGGAACAGGCAGCCGCCCAUUAAGAGGUUACGUCUACGUGGUGAUUGGUCAGACACUGGGCCAAAUGCAAGGCCAGAAAGAGAACGGCAAUCUGGCGAAGGUCAACAAAGUCCUCGUACAACCAUAAUGCAGAGAAUGUCUGAUAUGUUGACUCGAUGGUUGGAUGGAAGUCUCCGAAACAACAAUGAAAACGAGCAGCCUGCCAGUGGCUUGAAUGAAGGGGAUUCCGCUAAUAAUCCUACUGAAUCUGGGGUGAAAUUAGCCACAACAUCAACAUCCAUGUCCGCUUCAGCGUCAACGGCAUCGACAUCAUCUGACCGUCCUGCCGAAGGGCAAAGAGACAUGACUUGCGAAGGGUCCCCUGCUGCAGCCCCUCUUGUUGAAGGUGAUCUCGGUCAGAUGCCAGCAAAAGUGAUGCAAGUAAUAAGGGAUAAUAUUAACCCUUUUCGGUCAUUGGAAUCUCCCUCAGCUUCUGCUGCUUCCACUGAUGUCUCCAAUAAUCAGGGGACUUCUUUAAAAACUGGGAAAACUCCAAGAGCAGACAAAAGCACUUUACAAUCUCCUCUCUGUCUGAAACCUAACAAUUCUACGGACUGUCGCUACCCUAAUCCUACCUCAAAAACUAGUGCUCAGUUCUCUUUAAACACUCCUGUGUCAGUGUUACCUUCCAAGCUCUCUUUAAUCUCCUCUAACGAUAGCAAUAACGAUGCCAAGAACCAGCUGUGGGGUUCUUUGGAGAAAGAAAACCAUCCAGAAGAAACUUCUGCAAAUAAUUUUAUAAGUUUACCAAAUUCUAGUAAAAGUAAUUUACCAAUAUCUGAAAGCCGAGAAGCAGUGAUGCCAGGUCAUGUUUUAGCUGAUGAUGCUGGAGCUGUUGAAGCUGAUGGACAGAACGAAAGUUCAUUAGGACUUUCUCACAAGUUAAAUACUUCUUUAAACUCUAUUGAUGAACAACAACAGCCUCACAUAAGCCGAGAGGAUCAUCCUUCUCCUUCGUCUUUAUCUAUAACUAAUUUAUCUACGUUUUUCUCUUCUUCAGUUUCUUUGCCUUCUCCUUCCACCCACACCACAACUGCCACAUCCAACACAACCACUGCUACCACCUCAAAUACAACUACUACUACUUCCACCACCACUAUCAUCACCACUGCCAGCAACUCCACUGCCGCCACCACCACCACCACCACCACCACCACCACCACCACUCAUUCAACAACAGCACAGAUGUCUUCAAUGGAAUCCUCAUCUAGUACGUCCCUCUCCCCGCUCCAAUCCUAUCUUCAACCCGUUCGCAUAGAGCCUGUGAUAAGUCUUCAUUAUGAAACGGAAGGAACCUCGAGUAGCACCAUUCGUGUUGGGUUUGCUGCAUUUGAAAACCUGGAAGCUGGCAUUCUGGAACGAAGUGCCGAGAACGCAUCGCUAAACCAGCUGAACACUUCGACCAUGCCCGGCCAACUGGGUGUGGCAGCCUCUGAUAAUUCGGGUUCCACUUCAAUGGAAAUUGAAAAACCUAGUGGAACUAAAGAGUUGAAUGCUACGUCUUCAGCGAACCAUGAAUCUCCUGCAAGUCUUUCCUCACAUUUUUGUAACCAAGCUCAAGUUGUUACUAACAGUGACCCUCCGGCCCCUUCUUUGUUUGGGAGUUGCGAGGGGAAGACUGAAGACGUCGAUGACUGUGAUCCUCUUCCAAAAUGUGAUAUUAAACAAACGGCAGAACCAAUUCCUCUCCCGAGUGGGGAGGACAGUUGUUCCAUGUCCUUCGCAACUGAAACAGAAGGAAAUGACAGCAAGAGCUCUUCCCACUCCACAUGUGGCCAGCCGGUGAAGCGGGGUGAGAACUCCUCGGAUCAGCUGGCUUCUCAAAAUCCUGUUUGCAACAAUGAAGGAAUGCUCGUUUCUACUGACUCCGAUUCUAAAGACCAUUCAAUGAGACUUUCCACCAGCAAUAAUGAUUCAGAUCAAGCCUGCGGAAGUUCGAGCAAUUUCCCCACAGCAACAACUUCAGCUGAGAACGUAACCAAUGAAGAAGAGAGCAGUGAUGAAGAGUUUGUGUUCAGACCAACUCAGAGUGGGAGUAGCACACGAUGUGAUGGCGGCAACAGCAGUGGAAGCAGCAGCAGUGAAACGAAAAGAAAUAUUGCCAAAGCAAAACUUCAAGAAUAUUACCGUCGAAAGAAGGAAGAACGACUCAAAGAAGAACAAGAAGCAAUGAACAGGGUAUUCCAAGCAUCGAUUAAGACCAAAUUCAAGGGUCACCGGAAUGCAAGAACUAUGAUCAAAGAAGCAAAUUUCUGGAGUGAUCAAUUUGUAAUGAGUGGGUCAGAUUGUGGCCAUAUCUUCUUCUGGGAUCGUUACACUGGACGUCUGGCGAUGUUAUUAGAGGCUGACCGUCAUGUGGUCAACUGUCUGCAGCCCCAUCCAUUUUAUCCAAUUUUAGCAUCAAGUGGCAUAGACUAUGACAUCAAGAUCUGGCAGCCUUUGGAAGAACAUCCAAAUUUUGAUGAAGUUAAAGCCGAAGAGAUUAUGCAUCGGAAUGAAAUAAUGUUGGAUGAAACGCGAGACACAAUAACGGUACCAGCUGCAUUUAUGCUGCGUGUUUUGGCAUCUCUCAAUCAAAUUCGUUCUGGUCGGGCAUCAGGACGAGAAGAUCAAAAUUCUUCACGAAGAGAUACUGGUGAUAGCGAGAGUGAAGAAUAAAAUGCAAACCUCUUCUGCCAAUCAAUGUCUUUCAGUUGAAUUCUUCAAGGACUGGAAAAUCCUCACCAAUCAUCACUGUCUUUUUUUUUUUUUUUUUAUUCAACUAAUUUUCUAUGAUUCUUCUUUCCACCUGUCUGUCCAUAUUUGGUGACAACAAAUAAGAACAAAAGAAAAACUGUUUUAAACUGAAAGCUGACAGUUGUCAGAACUGUAAAAUAGUUGAAAACUGUAGCUACAAUACUAAACUCCUCUCUAUUUAGCUGUUAUUUUUUUUUUAUUACAAAGGAUCUGUUUUCUUUUUUUUUUAAUCACUAUUAUUAUUACUACUAUUAUCAUUAAAAACACAAUCACUAUUAUUAUUAUUAUUAUUAUUAUAAUUUUUACAGUGAUGGAUAUAAAAAUUUCAAGGACUUCAGAGUGGGUUUGAGUGAUAUUUUUGCCCUUUCACAUAAUUGGUAGUUCCUGUUUGAUUUAUAUUUUUAUUAUUUUUCUAACACAGACCUCUUUGUUUUUUGAAGGACUUUUCUUCAGUUUCUGUUUGAUCUUAGACUCAGUUUUUAGCAGCUGUGUUCCAUCAGUGUUUUGAUGCUUAUGUUUCCCAGCUGAGGAAUAUCACUAAAACAAUAUAUCAAUUGACAAAGGAAAGUUGUUUUUCUCCAAGACUUUUUGCUACAUUUUUGUUAAUACUCUCUGUUUUUGUUAUCAAAUGACAAAUUUUAACCUCGGUACCUCUUCAAACCAGCUCUAGAUUUAGUUUAUUUUUCUUUAAAAAAAA
Molecule: messenger RNA, 4759 nt
Organism: Octopus sinensis (East Asian common octopus)
Lineage: Eukaryota; Metazoa; Mollusca; Cephalopoda; Octopoda; Octopodidae
Product: DDB1- and CUL4-associated factor 6-like
Biological process (GO): positive regulation of transcription by RNA polymerase II
Cellular component (GO): Cul4-RING E3 ubiquitin ligase complex; cytoplasm
Molecular function (GO): protein binding
Source: RefSeq, a predicted model, not a curated record